GGUAUGGGAGAGAAAUUGCAGAAUGCAGAGGAUAUGAAGGAGGAGAAUGGGGAGCGAAUGAGCGAUGCUGACGUGCUUAUGCGAGCAAAUAGGACAGAAGCAAACAAAUCUUCUAGAGACGCACUCCCGUAUAUAUAUCUUUCGACGACAAUGAUGGCGGCGCCAUCCGCAUUUUUGCUUCCUUGUUCGCCUCGAUUUACCCUUCGUGCCGUAUCCGCCAGCUCUUCUUCUUGUUAACCUUACUGUUCCUCGUCUUUAUAUUCAUCGGAUUUUUGCCGCCUAGGGCUCACCUGGAAAUUCGCAAGCGUUUUUGGCAUGGACAAUAUUUGGAAGAACCGAAGGCUAAAAGCUUUUGCUACGAGUACAACUCAUGGAGAUGUUGUAUUACCAAACCAUAUUAUUCAUUUGGAGGAUGAACCAGAUCAUCUUCUUGUCCUUGUUCAUGGCAUCUUGGCAAGCACAAGUGAUUGGACCUAUGCACAAGCAGAAUUGAAGAGACGGCUGGGAAGAAAGUUUUUGAUUUAUGCAAGUUCUUGCAACACAUAUACCAAAACAUUUACUGGGAUUGAUGGAGCUGGAAAACGACUGGCAGAUGAAGUCAGGCUAGUUGUGGAAAAGGCAGAGAGCCUAAAAAAGAUUUCUUUUAUUGCCCAUUCACUUGGCGGGUUGAUUGCAAGAUAUGCAGUUGCUGUUCUUUAUACUCCGAACAUAUCUAGCAAUCAGUCCCAAGAUAUGGUUGCUUCAAGUGCUGCAAAUGGGAAGCCAGUAUGCUCUUCAAAUAAAGGAUUGAUUGCUGGGCUAGAACCAAUUAAUUUUAUCACCUUGGCUACCCCCCAUCUUGGAGUCAGAGGUAACAAACAGCUUCCAUUUCUCUUUGGAGUACUGAUCUUAGAAAAACUUGCUGCACCAAUGGCCCCCUUUUUUAUUGGGCGAACUGGUAGGCAGCUCUUCCUUACGGAUGGAAAACCAAAUAUGCCGCCUCUUCUAUUGAGAAUGGCAUCGGAUUGUGAAGAUGGGAAAUUUAUAUCCGCACUUGGUGCUUUCACAUGCCGUGCCAUUUAUGCAAACGUGUCUUAUGACCAUAUAGUUGGUUGGCGUACUUCCUCUAUAAGAAGGGAGACGGAGCUUCGCAAGCCCCCUAAACGAUCUUUGGUUGGCUACAAGCAUGUUGUAGAUGUCGAAUAUUGUCCUCCAGUUUCAUCGGAUGGUCCUCAUUUCCCUCCCGAAGCAGCAAAAGCAAAGGAGGCUGCCCAAAAUGAACCCAGCGUGCAGAAUACACUAGAAUACCAUGAAAUCAUGGAAGAGGAAAUGACACGCGGCUUGCAACAAUUAGGGUGGAGGAAAGUCGAUGUUAGCUUCCACUCAGCAUUCUGGCCUUUCUUUGCUCAUAAUAACAUACAUGUGAAGAAUGAAUGGUUUCAUAAUGCUGGAGCUGGAGUCAUUUCUCAUGUUGCAGACAGCAUAAAGCAACAAGAGAAGCUACAAGGAUCCAACACAUUCAUUUCUGCCAACUUGUAAUCCCCUCUAGUUACAGAUGAUAGGACAGGGCUAAUGCUUCGGUCAUAAUAGAUUACGAGGCUUACCGAACUACCUUUGCCCUAACUUAGAGAGAGAAGGCUGAUCGAUCAAGCAGAAUCCGAAUACGACUUUCACUAAACAAGAGCUCUUUACUGCUAAUAAGCUCAUCACAACUUCACAUUCAACAACAGCAAGAAAACGACUCUAAGUAUGGUGACCACGGACUUACUAUAGCACCAACAGCUAGCUUGCUUUCACUUGGUAUCGGAUCUUUCCCAAAUGAAAAAUUUGCCUCUCCACGGGAACUCCUACUACUUAUAGUUAGUCUAUCUACGUCAUUCUUUCUUUAAUAAGUAAAUUUCCUAGGGUCAAGCCUAGUAGAGCUCCUAGUCCGACAAGACUAGCGAGACAAUGUAAUACUUUUUAGUUAAAAUGUAAUAUCUUUUAUGAAUUUAUAAAAAUAUAUUAUAUUUUAACUAAAAAAUAGUACAUGUCUCACAUGAGAUAAUUUUACACA
Molecule: messenger RNA, 2035 nt
Organism: Ipomoea triloba (trilobed morning glory)
Lineage: Eukaryota; Viridiplantae; Streptophyta; Magnoliopsida; Solanales; Convolvulaceae
Product: putative lipase YDR444W
Exons: 11
Coding region: 316-1518 (400 amino acids)
Source: RefSeq, a predicted model, not a curated record